AGCGCCCAACUGCAGACGAGAUGGAUGAACAGAGGAGGCAGAACAUUGCCUACCAGUACCUGUGUCACCUGGAGGAAGCCAAGCGCUGGAUGGAGGCCUGUCUGGGUGAGGAGCUGCCCCCAUCCACAGAGCUGGAGGAGACCCUGCGCAAUGGGGUCCUGCUGGCCAAGCUGGGCCACUGCUUUGCCCCUGCUGUUGUCCCAUUGAAGAAGAUCUACGACCCUGAACAGACACGGUACAAGGCAGCCGGGCUUCACUUUCGGCACACGGAUAACAUCAACCACUGGCGCAGUGCCAUGAGCCACGUGGGGCUGCCCUCGAUCUUCCACCCAGAGACCACUGAUGUGUAUGACAAGAAGAACAUGCCCCGGGUGGUCUACUGCAUCCAUGCACUCAGCUUCUACCUCUACAAGCUGGGGCUGGCUCCUCCGAUCCAGGACUUGUAUGGGAAAGUGAACUUCACAGAGGAGGAGAUCAACAACAUGAAGCGGGAGCUGGAGAAGUAUGGGCUGCAGCUGCCUGCCUUCAGCAAGAUUGGCGGCAUUUUGGCCAACGAGCUCUCAGUGGAUGAAGCAGCAGUCCAUGCCGCGGUGCUGGCCAUCAAUGAAGCCGUGGAUCGGGGGGUGGUGGCCCAGACAAUGGAGACCCUGCACAACCCCCACGCGAUGCUGGUGGGACUGCGUGAGGAGCUGGCAGGUGCCUACCAGGAGGUGCUGCACCAGGCCAAGCUGGAGAAGGGCAGCAAUGCCAGAAACAGGUACUCACAGGUCAUCCCUGAAGGAGAGGAUGUCUAUGACUGGUGUCUGACCCAGGCUGAAAUCCAAGGGAACAUCAACAAAGUGAACGUGCGUGGGGCUCUGGAAGAGGUGGACAAUGCCCUGGAGAGACAGGAUGUGCUGGUGCUGCACCGUGCACUGCAGGACCCCGCCCUGGCCCUGCGCUGCCUCCAGCGCGACAACCUUGAGCUCUACUUGGAGCAGCUCAGCACGGACCGGGAGGAGAAGGCACUGGAAUUGGGCUACUUGGAGCUGCUGGAGCAGGAGGAGGUGCAGGCAGGGAUCCUCACAGCAAACCAGAGGGACAAGGAGCAGCGAGCCAUGCUGCAGGCUGUGGGCCGGAUAAAUGCUGCUAUCCGUCGAGGGAUGCCAGCAGAAACCUUGGAAGCACUGAUGGACCCUGCAGCCCAAUUGCCUGAUGUGCAUGUCCCUGCUGCCCCCCUGUACCAGCACCAGCUGGCCCUGCUGCAGAGCCAACACCCACAGGGAGAGUUGGCACAGGAGGAGUUGUUUGUGGCUGUGGAGAUGCUCUCAGCUGUGGCACUGGUUAACCAAGCCCUGGAUGCCAGGAACCCUAACAGGCUCUGGAGCAGCCUGGUCAGCCCUGUCCUGGGCCUCUCAGGAGUUAAGGAUACAAAUGCACAGCGGUACUUUGAUGACUUGUUGCAGCUGAAAGACCAAUCAAGGAAAGCAGGAGCUGAAUUCCUGAGCUGGAAUGACAUUCAAGACAGCAUCAACAGCACCAAUUCAUCAGUGCAGGAUGAAAACGACCGAGUCCAUGCAGUCCGGCUGGUGAACGAGGCACUGCUGCAGGCAGACCCUGAGAGGACACUGGCAGCACUGCUGCUGCUGGCACCUGCCCUGCCUGACAUUGCCCUUCCAACUGCCCCACGCUACCACAGCAUCCUGUCCAGGGCACGGAGGCACAAAGUCCAGGCCACAGAGGACAAUGGAGCUGUUCUUUGGUGGGAAGAGAUCCAGGAAGGGGUUUGCCAGGCCAACCAGGACACAGUGGCAGCCAGGAACAUGGCUCUGGGCAUAGCUGCCAUCAACCAAGCCAUCAAGGAAGGGAAGGCAUCACAGACACUGAGGGUGCUGUGCAACCCUGAUGUGGCCCUGUGUGGGGUGGUGGAUGCCUGUGCUGACACCUACCAGCAGCAGCUGGCAGCUCUGAUGGCCACCAAGAGACCAGCAGGGAAUGUGAAGCCAUCCUGGGUCCAGCACAGGCUGCUGGAUGGAGCUGAGUACUACCUGAACCUGCAGACCUUGGAGGGCAGCUGGCAGCGCCCACGCAACGGCAGCUUCAACACCACCCAUCUGAGCCGGGAGGAGCUCCAGUCGGUCAUCACCCGUGUGACAGCGGCACACGAGCGGGAGCUCCUGUGGGCAGCCAGCGUGUCCUUGGUGGUGAGGCUGCAGGCGCGGCUCCGCGGCUUCCUCGUUCGCCAGCGGUUUGCGGCGCGGCGGCACGUCCUGCAGGAGCAGAGGCCAGCUGCAGUCAGGAUCCAGGCUUGUUGGAGGGGGUACAGACAGCGCAGAGCUUACCUGGAGAGGCUGCACUACCUGAAAUCCAACACAGAGGCUGCAAUCAAGAUCCAGGCAGCUGUGAGGAUGUGGCAGACACGGAGGAAAUACCAGGAGAGGCUGCACUACUUCAGACAGAAUAUUAAAGCUGUAAUAAAAAUCCAGGCUUUUGUGCGAGCAAACAAGGCCCGUGGGGAUUACAGGAUGCUGGUCCACACCAAGAGUCCACCCUUGAGCAUCGUCCAGCGUUUCAUCCACCUGCUGGAGCAGAGCCAGCACGAUUUCUGGGAGGAGUCGGAGGUGCUGCGGCUGCAGGAGGAGGUGGUGAAGAGGAUCCGCGCCAGCCGGCAGCUGGAGAACGACCUGGACCUCAUGGACAUCAAGAUUGGGCUACUGGUCAAGAACAGGAUCACUCUGCAGGAGGUGGUCUCCCACUGCAAGAAGCUGACCAAGAAGAACAAGGAGCAGCUCUCAGAGAUGAUGUCCAGGGACAAGCAGAAGGGGCUCAAGUCGCUCAGCAAGGAGAAGCGGCAGAAGCUGGAGGCCUAUCAGCACCUCUUCUACCUGCUGCAGACACAGCCAGUGUACUUGGCCAGGCUGAUCUUCCAGAUGCCCCAGAACAAGUCCACCAAGUUCAUGGAGUCGGUGAUCUUUACGCUUUACAACUACGCGUCCAACCCACGGGAGGCUUAUCUGCUGCUCCAGCUCUUCAAAGUGGCAUUGCAGGAGGAGAUCAGCUCCAAGGUGGACCACGUUCAUGACAUCCUGACGGGCAAUGCCACAGUGAUCAGGCUGGUGGUCAGCUUCUACCGCAACGCGCGCGGGCAGAACGCCCUGAGGCACAUCCUGGCUGGCCCAGUGCAGGAGGUCCUGCAGGACAAGGCCCUCAGCAUCCGCACAGACCCUGUGGACAUCUACAAGGCGUGGAUCAACCAGACUGAGUCGCAGAGUGGGCACAGAAGCAAGCUCCCGUAUGAGGUCAGUCCUGAGCAGGCUCUCAGCCACCCUGAGGUCCAAAGGCGGCUGGACAUCUCUGUCUGCAAUCUCCUGGCAAUAACAGACAAGUUUGUCUCUGCCAUCACCUCUUCUGUUGAUAAGAUCCCCUAUGGGAUGCGCUACAUGGCCAAAAUCCUGAGGACAUCCUUGGUUGAGAAAUUCCCCAAGGCCCCAGCAGAGGAGGUUGAUAAGAUUGUGGGCAACCUGCUCUACUACCGCUUCAUGAACCCAGCGGUGGUGGCCCCUGAUGGCUUUGACAUCGUGGACGUGUCGGCCGGGGCUGCCCUGCACCCCGAGCAGCGCCGCAGCUUGGGCUGCAUCGCCAAGGUGCUGCAGCACGCCGCCGCCCGCAAGGCCUUCGAGGGGGACAGCUCCCAUCUCUGCAGGCUCAACCAGUACCUGGAGGACACCCACAGCAAGUUCAGGAGCUUCAUCUCUGCUGCCUGCUGUGUCCCUGAACCUGAAGAGAGAUUUAACAUGGAUGAGUACUCAGAGAUGGUGGCAGUGGCCAAACCAGUCAUCUACAUCACUGUGGGGGAGCUCAUCAACACACACAAGCUCCUGCUUGAGCACCAGGACUCCAUUGCACCACAGCACAGUGACCCCCUGCAUGAGCUCCUGGAGGAUCUUGAUGAACUCCCUACAGUCCAGUCCCUGGUUGGGGAGAGUGUUGCCAGCCUGGGAGACAGCAGUACUGAGCAGGUGCUCUCCCAGUUCAGCAGAACAGAGAUCUCCCUCACCCUCACCAACAAGCUGAUGCCAGUGGCCAACAGUGAGGAGAGUGACACGAGGAGCCUGCUGCUGAGCACCAAGCAGAUGCUGGUGGAUUUGAUCCAGGCCCAGCCAGGAGAUUCCCUCCCAGAAAUCCUGUGGACACCAGCCUCAGAGCAUGAGGAAGCUGCACACGAGCGCCUUGUGCGCCAGCGCGCGCUGCGGGACGCCCAAGCCUCUGCCCAGCUGAAGCGCCAUCGCUCCCUGGCUGCCAACGGGCAGCUCUCCAUGGAGGAGAAGAAGCGCAAGGUCAUCCGCAACCUGCGGCGCUUGGAGAGCCUGGGGCUGGUGGACUCUGCCAACCAGUACCAGGAGCUCGUUGAUGAGCUGGCCAAGGACAUCCGGAACCAGCGGCGCCACCGGCAGCAGCGCCACGGGGAGCUCCUGAAGCUGAGGCAGACUCUGGAGGGCCUUGAUGCCAAGACUCUGUUUUAUGAGGAGCAAAUUGAUUAUUACAACCAGUACAUCAAGACCUGCCUCAACAACCUGGCAGCCAGCAACAAGGUCAGUGGGAAGAGCAAGAAGCUGCCAUCACUGCACUACACAGCAGCCCAGCUGUGGGAGAAGGGGGUGCUGCUGGAGAUCCAGGACCUGCCACCCAGCCAGCUCAAGAAUGUGAUUUUUGACAUCAUCCCCUGUGAGGAAUCAGGCAAGUUCCAGGUGAAAGCCAAAUUCAUGGGGAUCGACAUGGAGUGCUUCCAGCUGCACUACCAGGACCUGCUGCAGCUGCAGUAUGAGGGUGUAGCAGUCAUGAAGAUGUUCGAUAAGGCCAAGGUCAAUGUCAACCUGCUCAUUUUCCUCCUCAACAAGAAGUUUUUCAAGAAGUAACAGGGUCAGGGGUGGGGCUGCAGAGAAGGGGAGCAAUGUAAACCUGCCAAAGAGACCUGAGGGUCAGUGGUCCUAGGGCAGGAAAGCUGCUGCUGGCCAUGGAGCUUUCCUGCAUGGGUGUGUGUGCUUGAGCAUCUGCAGCCAGCACUGCCUGACUGGGGAGCACAGGGCUCAGCCCCAGCCCUGGGCACCCUGAGCUUGGUACUAAACCAGUGCCCAACCUCCCUGCAGGAGGAUGCAGCUGCUAAAGCUUUUAUAGCAUGUGAUACUUUUAAAAUCUAUUUUAUCUGGGUAUUUUGGCUGUUUAAUUCCUGUCUUGCCAACAGCCAGCUGCCCAAGGACACUGUAUUUCUGACACUACAGAGGUUUUACUGAUGUAAUAAAGGUAUUCUAAUAUAUCUACAUCUAUCUAUCUAUAUCUAUAUGUAUGUAUUUAUUUCUUCCUCACACUAAGGCUGGGGAAAUGUCUGAAUCAGUCUUUAUAUGGAGGGGUAGGGAGAGGCCAGAACAGAGGGGCAAUAACUGUUUGUGAAGACACCUGUGAGCUCUUCUCUAGUCUGUUGAGGUACAGUAGAAGAAUUUUGAUUUUAAAGAUGAGUUUCACUGCUCUUCAGCCAGGCUGUGAAACAAGAGUGAGGCUCAGUGCCACUGCUGCCCCAUGGCUGCUUUGAGGGACUGGAGCAGGGACCACACUGGUGCCUGGCAUCUGCUGUGGAGCAACCCCACAGCACCAUCUCAGUAGGGAUGGUGGUGUCUGUGUCCCCUCUGGAUUUGCUCUGGUGAUUAAUCGGUUUUCAAGUGUGAGACAAUGACUGUGUUUGGCCAUGGCUGCUUUUAAAGCACUUUCUCUCCAUGUGAGCUCCCUCUCCAGCCCCUUCCAUGGGAUGGGAAAGGAGCUGCUGGUAGUCUCAUCUCCUCCCACCCCAUCUUGGGAGCAGCAGGUCCCAAACCUGCUCUGCAGAGGAAGUUUUUUGGGGGAUUGGAAUAAGAAUCUCCCUUGCUGCUCAGUAACUGCUGUGGGACCUUGAGGCAGCUCAGUGGUACCUGAUCUAUUGGCAUCUCAGGCUCUGUCUUGUCUUUGGAAAGUGAUGUUUGUUUGUGAGGUUUUUAAGUGUUUUUUUUCUUUCCCUCAUCUAACUGCCUCAAAC
Messenger RNA from Catharus ustulatus (Swainson's thrush), 6043 nucleotides. It is a transcript of the gene IQGAP3, whose product is annotated as IQ motif containing GTPase activating protein 3. The coding region runs from base 21 to 4895 and encodes 1624 amino acids. Lineage: Eukaryota; Metazoa; Chordata; Aves; Passeriformes; Turdidae. Gene Ontology annotation, molecular function: actin filament binding; calmodulin binding; GTPase activator activity. The transcript has 37 exons. Gene Ontology annotation, biological process: regulation of GTPase activity; regulation of actin cytoskeleton organization. Gene Ontology annotation, cellular component: cytoplasm. The record is from RefSeq and is a predicted model, not a curated record.